AUAUCGUUCAGUCCGACAGGGAAGUGGCCUAACCUUCUCGGAGCAGGUGUCUUUGGAGGAGCUCACACUUGGAGGCGUGAGGAGGGGAAAGAUCAUAAUACCGCAUUUCCCUCUCUAGACCUCCUAAAUAUUUAGAUGUUUGCAAACAUGGUGUCCAAGUUGACAUCUUUGCAACAGGAGCUUCUGAGCGCCUUGUUGGACUCUGGAGUUACCAAAGAUGUGCUUCUGCAAGCUUUGGAGGACCUGGACCCGAGCCCGAGCGCUUUUGGAGUUAAACUGGACAGUCUGCAGAUGUCCCCGUCCGGCUCCAAACUCAGCGAUACGGAUUCAAAGCCGGUGUUUCAUACGCUCACUAAUGGACACAGUAAAGGGAAGUUAUCCGGAGAUGAAGGCUCCGAGGACGGGGAUGAUUAUGACACACCGCCAAUUCUCAAAGAGCUCCAGUCUCAAAACACCGAGGAAGCGGCCGAGCAGAGGGCAGAAAUAGAGCGAAUGUUGGCGGAGGACCCGUGGCGCGCGGCCCGCAUGAUCAAAGGCUACAUGCAGCAGCACAAUAUCCCUCAGCGCGAGGUGGUGGAUGUGACGGGCCUGAAUCAGUCGCACCUGUCGCAGCACCUGAAUAAAGGCACGCCUAUGAAAACGCAGAAACGCGCGGCGCUCUACACCUGGUAUGUGAGGAAACAGCGGGAGAUCUUGCGACAAUUCAACCAGGCCACACAAGGCUCUGGCGCCACCAUGUUAGACAAAGGAAAUCAGGAUCAGGUACUCCUUUUUUUCUCAGAGUUUAGUCAGUCUGGGCAAGGUAUGGUCCAGCCAGGUGAUGAUGCUGCUAUUGAGCCUGCUUGCAAGAAGCUCAGACGCAACCGUUUCAAAUGGGGGCCUGCAUCCCAACAAAUCCUUUACCAGGCUUAUGAGCGGCAGAAGAACCCCAGCAAAGAGGAGAGAGAGGCAUUGGUGGAGGAGUGCAACCGGGCUGAGUGCCUCCAAAGAGGAGUGUCUCCAUCGAAAGCUCAUGGACUUGGCUCCAACCUGGUCACAGAGGUGCGAGUCUACAACUGGUUUGCUAACAGAAGAAAGGAAGAAGCCUUCAGACAAAAGUUGGCUAUGGAUGCCUACAGUGGGCCAGCGCAUAGCCUAAACUCCCUCCUUUCACAUAGUUCCCCGCAUCACCCACAAACUAGCAGCUCCCCACCAAGCAAGAUGCAAGGUGUCCGGUACAGCCAACAAGGUCCAGGUGAAGUCAGUUCUUCAACAACGAUCAAUCACCAUAGCAGCAAUGCCAUGUCAACCAGCCAGUCAGUGUUACAGCAGGUCUCUCCAGGGGCGCUGGACCCCAGUCACAGCCUCCUGUCACCUGAUGCCAAGAUGAUCUCGGUAUCAGGUGGAGGUCUUCCUCCAGUAAGCACCCUGACCAACAUCCACGCAUCCCACCAUGUGCACCAACAGACCCCUAACCUUAUAAUGCCACUCUCUGGAGUCAUGGCCAUUGCACAAAGUUUGAACACAUCGCAAGCACAGACGGUGCCUGUCAUAAACAGUGUUGCAGGCAGUCUGGCAGCACUGCAGCCAGUGCAGUUCUCUCAGCAGUUAAAUAGCCAACACCAGCAGCUCAUGCAACAGUCAUCUGGACACAUGAGCCAACAGUCCUUCAUGGCCUCCGUCUCACACUCACACAUGUACCCACACAAGCAGGAGCCACCCCAGUAUUCUCAUUCGUCUCGGUUUCCCCCGGCCAUGGUGGUGACAGACGCCAACAGCCUCAGUACACUGAGCUCAAUGUCCUCCAGCAAACAGUGUCCACUACAGGCCUGGUGAAUGUAUACACCUGACUUCUUCGAUGCCAAGCAACAGGAGCACAUUGUCCCAACCUCCAUUCCCCUUCAUCGCACCUAUAUCCAUGGCAACCCAUAAUAUGUGCGAGCGGCACGCUGGAUGAUCAGUGGGUCAAUAAACCACGAGCUGAAGGCAGGACUGAUGAGAAUGAACACUGUUGGGGUGUUUGGGUUCACAGUUGGGUGACUAGAAGUCUGGCUCGGAUGAUCAACAUGGCGCCCAAUUUAGUGACAGUAUUUUACUUCUCAUUGAUGGACAAACUAAAUUAAGGAACGCACAUGAUCCAUAUGAACAAACAAAUACGAAACGCAUACAACACAGUCAGAUGAAGAUGCAAAGAUGGAGCGGGAAGACCUGGAAUCCAGGAAUAAGAGCACAAAAUGUGUGUGUAUGUAAAACUUUACAAUCAAACUGUGUGGAUCCAAUGACAAUCAGACAAUGUUAGACGCAUCGUUAAUGUAAAAUAACCGAUGCAAAGACGUCUUCCUUGAGAUAUCAAUGCUUAGAAAAUGUUCUGUACAGUUGGGUGUAAAUACGAGCAAUUACUAUAUCAUUAUUAUUAUUAUUAUUAUUUCAUUACUAUGAAGGAUGUAAAUAUUCAGUUUUAUCUGUCUAAACAUGUAAACUGUGAUUGUGAAUGUGACAAUCUAAGGAACAGGCAUGAUGUAUUGGAAUAUGCAGUGUGUCAGAGAGAAGGAUUUCAAAACUUUUCAGAAAGCUUCGUUGACGUCAGAUCUUAAAAGAGAGAUAAAUGUAAAAGCACAUUCAACAAAACGUUGAACCUAUUGAUCCUUCUGUAAGCCUUGUUUUAAAAUAGACACUGUUGUCAAUGUUGACUGCCAUUAGUGUGGCGUCAGAUAGAUAAGAGUCAUCUUUCUGUGCCAGCCAAAGAAAUACUGAAUUAAGAAGUGGUCGAUCGGAGAGACUCAGAGAUAACUCUAUCUGUAAAGAAGUUCACAGUUUUUGUGAUACUGGGAAGAACGGCCAUGAAUCAUGACAUCUCUAAUUUAAAUAUUGACCUUCAGUCAAACUGUCAUUGUGAUGGUGGGGAGAUAUCUGAAGAAAAGAGCGUCCUGUUGAAUUGGUCAGCGUAAUUGUUAUCAGCUGGAAUUUCAGAAGUUGAGGAAAUCGAAUCAGUUCGCCACUUCAAACAGUAUUAGCUGCUCACGCAACCCUGAACUACCAGAAAGCAUUGUGAAAUAGUUUUUACUGUGGCUUUUUUUUUUACAUUUAGGCCCAAUCCCAAUUCUACCCCUUAGCCCUUUCCCUUACUCCUAACCCUCGUUUUGCGUGUUCAUGUGAAGGGGUAGAGGUGUCCAAAUUCUCUUUGGCUUGAAGACAUAGGGCUAAUGGGAAGGGCUAGAUACCCCCUGAAACAGAUUUUUCAGGACCACACUUGAAACCAAGGGGUAAGAAAAUUUCCCAGAAUACACAAUCUACACGGAAAUAAGAAGAUGGAUAAAUCAGUAUUUUUUUGUCAUUAUUUCAAAUUUGUACAACAAACAAGCACAUGUGUUAAUAUAUUCAUAGCCGCAUUCGUGUUUUACCAUUAUGCUUUAAAAAAAACCGCUAAAAUAAAACACGUUAAAUUUGGCUAUAAUCUAUAAUCCCUAACAAUAGCUUCUGUUUAGCAGUCCCACAACAUUCAGACACUCGAUGACACUGGAAUACCCAGUCAGAAAAGUCUAGUGGCUGGGAAUGAGCUUUUUACAGUGUCUGCUGUAAUGUUAAUGUUGUUUUGUGUGUUUACAUUGAUGAAAAUGGGCAGGGUGUAAAUGCACAGUACAGUUACGAUCUUAUUACCACAUUAGAUUGUUAUGAUAACACGAUAUCUUUGCCUUCGGUGAUUUCCUCUAGUUAAAUACCCACAAAUAACGCAACUGGAAGAACUACAGCAGUCACGAUCGUUGAUCUCAUAUGAAGCAAGAGAUCGCGAUGACAUCUGAUGAUGUGUGCAGGUGCUGUAGUACUGUCCCAUUUCUUAGGGGUAAAAUUUAAAACCCUUCCCAUUCACACAGGGGUUGCCACAGCGGAAUGAACCGUAAACUUAUCCAGCAUAUGUUUUACACAGCAAAUGCUCUUCCAGCCGCAAUCUAGUACUGAGAGUUUGAAUUCUUGUCAAAAGGUCAUUUCAAUGUUUUUUUUGUUAUGUUGUAACUAUGUUCCCACUGCCAUUGCUGGUUUAUUCUCCUGUUAAAUGCUGGAUUUAUACAAGAUGUGAUUUGUUCCACAUUGUAUUAUUUUUGUACAAAAUGAAAUCAAUCUUUUAAAAAUCACUAUUUAUGCUUUACGGAAAAAAGGUUUCGAGUAAAGUUUUUUCCUCAAGAUUGAUAA
Messenger RNA from Danio rerio (zebrafish), 4167 nucleotides. It is a transcript of the gene hnf1ba, whose product is annotated as HNF1 homeobox Ba. The record is from RefSeq and is marked validated. Gene Ontology annotation, molecular function: DNA binding. Gene Ontology annotation, cellular component: nucleus. NCBI's taxonomy places the organism in Eukaryota, Metazoa, Chordata, Actinopteri, Cypriniformes, Danionidae. Gene Ontology annotation, biological process: animal organ development; anterior/posterior pattern specification involved in pronephros development; insulin secretion.